AUGAUCUUGGCAAACGCCUUCUGCCUCCUCUUCUUUUUAGACGAGACCCUCCGCUCUUUGGCCAGCCCUUCCUCCCUGCAGGGCCCCGAGCUCCACGGCUGGCGCCCCCCGGUGGACUGUGUCCGGGCCAAUGAGCUGUGUGCGGCCGAAUCCAACUGCAGCUCCCGCUACCGCACGCUGCGGCAGUGCCUGGCAGGCCGCGAUCGCAACACCAUGCUGGCCAACAAGGAGUGCCAGGCGGCCCUGGAGGUCCUGCAGGAGAGCCCGCUUUAUGACUGCCGCUGCAAGCGGGGCAUGAAGAAGGAGCUGCAGUGUUUGCAGAUCUACUGGAGCAUCCACCUGGGGCUGACCGAGGGGGAGGAGUUUUACGAAGCCUCACCGUACGAGCCGGUGACCUCCCGCCUCUCGGACAUCUUCAGGCUUGCUUCAAUCUUCUCAGGGACAGGGGCGGAGCCGGUGGUCAGCGCCAAGAGCAACCACUGCCUGGAUGCUGCCAAGGCCUGCAACCUGAAUGACAACUGCAAGAAGCUGCGCUCCUCUUACAUCUCCAUCUGCAACCGCGAGAUCUCACCCACCGAGCGCUGCAACCGCCGCAAGUGCCACAAGGCUCUGCGCCAGUUCUUCGACCGCGUGCCCAGCGAGUACACCUACCGCAUGCUCUUCUGCUCUUGCCAAGACCAGGCAUGCGCUGAGCGCCGCCGGCAGACCAUCCUGCCCAGCUGCUCCUAUGAGGACAAGGAGAAGUCCAACUGCCUGGACCUUCGCAGUGUGUGCCGUACAGAUCACCUGUGCCGGUCCCGGCUGGCAGACUUCCACGCCAAUUGUCGAGCUUCCUACCAGACGCUUACCAGCUGCCCUGCGGACAAUUACCAGGCGUGCCUGGGCUCCUAUGCCGGCAUGAUUGGGUUUGAUAUGACACCUAACUACGUGGACUCCAGCCCCACUGGCAUUGUGGUGUCCCCCUGGUGUAGCUGUCGUGGCAGUGGGAACAUGGAGGAAGAGUGUGAGAAGUUCCUCAGGGACUUCACUGAGAACCCAUGCCUCCGGAAUGCCAUCCAGGCCUUUGGCAAUGGCACAGAUGUGAACGUGUCCCCUAAAGGCCCCUCAUUCCAGGCCACCCAGGCCCCACGGGUGGAGAAGAAUCCUUCUUUGCCAGAUGACCUCAGUGAUAGCACCAGUCUGGGGACCAGUGUCAUGGCCACCUGCACGUCUGUCCAGGAGCAGGGGCUGAAGGCCAACAACUCCAAAGAGUUAAGCAUGUGCUUCACAGAGCUCACAACAAAUAUCAUCCCAGGGAGUAACAAGGUGAUCAAACCUAACUCAGGCCCCAGCAGAGCCAGACCCUCGGCUGCCUUGACUGCUCUCUCCCUACUGAUGCUGAAACUGGCCUCAUAG
Molecule: messenger RNA, 1395 nt
Organism: Cynocephalus volans (Philippine flying lemur)
Lineage: Eukaryota; Metazoa; Chordata; Mammalia; Dermoptera; Cynocephalidae
Gene: GFRA2
Product: GDNF family receptor alpha 2
Exons: 9
Coding region: 1-1395 (464 amino acids)
Biological process (GO): nervous system development
Cellular component (GO): external side of plasma membrane; signaling receptor complex
Molecular function (GO): glial cell-derived neurotrophic factor receptor activity
Source: RefSeq, a predicted model, not a curated record